AUGACUACAACGGUCACAGCUGUUCCUGCCCUAGUAAAGCGAGAUUGCGAAGGCUUCACCAUUAGUUAUCCAGCUGGCGGUGAAACAUUUAAGUAUGGUAGUAAUCAAAACGUCACUGUCCAAAUCGGCUCAUCUGGAGUUUAUGUGAUUACAACCGUCACCAUAUACGAUAGUGAUAAUAAUUUUGUUGGUUUAUUAUUUGGAGGCGAAGCACCAGUGAAAGGCAAAAGCGAGGUUACCGUAUCGUUUAAGUUAGACGGCGACUUUUCGCCGCCUAAAGUAUGUUAUUACGGCGUAGAGGGAUACUAUACUCCUACAUCAGGUUGCCAUACGUUCAGUAACUCCUUCAAUGUAACACGUAAAUGA
This is a messenger RNA of Paraglomus brasilianum, 366 nucleotides long. The record is from the annotation of a GenBank genome assembly. NCBI's taxonomy places the organism in Eukaryota, Fungi, Glomeromycota, Glomeromycetes, Paraglomerales, Paraglomeraceae.